Messenger RNA from Wyeomyia smithii (pitcher-plant mosquito), 3348 nucleotides. RefSeq lists its product as uncharacterized. The transcript is spliced from 7 exons. The record is from RefSeq and is a predicted model, not a curated record. Bases 191 to 3319 code for a protein of 1042 amino acids. NCBI's taxonomy places the organism in Eukaryota, Metazoa, Arthropoda, Insecta, Diptera, Culicidae.
CAUUUUGCUACAACAUCUGGCAUCUCUGCAUAAUUUAAUCGCUAAAAAACUCUUAAGUGUUAGAAGUGCCGUUGGUCUGAUUGUUAACAUUAUUCAAAUUUAAAGAUAUAUUUAACGUGUUUGUAGCCGUCAAAGUUUUCUUUCAAUGAAAGAUUUAGUGUUUUUAUAACCCAAACAGUUGGAGUCUAUAAUGGAGCCCAGAAAAAUACCUUCCAACAUUGUUAAAGAAUUGUUUAAUGAAAACGAUUUUAUGAAUGAACAAUUAUCGGCACCAAACAAAACAAGUUCUGCAGCUAUAACGACAUCAAAUAGUUUUCCAUUAAACGAGUCUUCUAAAGGAAUUAUAGAUACAAAUCGUUCCAAUCAGAAUUUUUCGCUUGCUUGUCAUGAAUCUCAAAAUGAAGCCGAAAUUGAUUUAAAAACACAUGCAAGUUCUUCGACAAGUCUGAAUUAUUAUAUGACAGAUUCUAAUACGGGAAAACCAGAUAAUUACUCCAAUCGCUCGAGACGCGUUCGAUUUGAAGAUAAACGGGAAAGCAUUAUAGAAUAUCUGAUAACUUGCGAGGCUUCCCAACUACUUGAUGAUUUGGAUCAGAAAGGCAGCGUGGAGAUUGACCGACAAACUGAUUCCGAUCUACCGAUUAGAUUAAUGUUGUCUUUAUCAGAUGAGUGCCUCGUCGCUAGAAAUCACGAAGCGCUUGCUGAUCCAGUCAUAACUAUGAUUGACGAGGUGCAAAUUGCAAAAACUGACCUUAGCCAGGCUACUGACCGGCUGGAGAGUACCAGCGAACACAUAACAAACAGAACAAAUACCUCUAAAUGUGAACAUCAAUCCAAUCAGUUGCCAUCAGCAGCAUCCGAGGAACCAACUUUUGAUUUAACAUUCUCUGAAUGCAACAUAAAUAGCUUUCUACCCCAAACCCCAGCUGUACUGCAAUUCAGAAAUGUUGAAAAAAGCCUCGAUAUAGCAGCGAGCACUACUGAAGACAAGAAUAUCAACAAAAAUGUGAAAAUUCCAAAAAACGAGAACUCGUUAGAUCAACUGCCCUUUGUGAAAACUGACCUUACUGAAAUGAACAGUGGAGAAGACACUCUGGACCGUCUGGCAGCUUUACCGGAAAACGGGAACAUGCAUAUGCUACAAUUUGUGAAAACUUUGGAACAUUUGAUGAUAAAUUCUAACGCUGCAAUUUCAGCGCAAAACGAUCAAACGCAGUUAAAAACAAUAGUGGAACAUUCUUUUGAAUCAAAUUUGCGCCAACGUACUGAAUCGUCACCUGCUAUCGUUACUUCUGCUAAAUUUGGUGGAAAGGAUCAUUCGCUGUCUAAAACACCAGUUGUCGUUUCACAGUUUAAUGUACCAGCUAGUACCGGUCAAAGAAAGAAUACCAAGGCUAUGCCAUGCCUUGUUCGAACGCCAAUCAAUCCUUCAGCAAAAAAGAAGAAGGUUCGCUUCAAUUCAAAAACGCAAAUUUUUCACGCUGGACGUGGAAAAUCGAGAGAACCGAUUGUAAAAGAUCAUCGUUAUCCUCAGUCGUCUCAAAUGCGUGUUCUCUAUCGCACAAAACGACCAACGAUUUCCAAAGUUACUUCGGAAUCAAUCAGUGCCUGCAGUAGCGGAGACGCUUACGAUUUUACCUUUAUUAGUGACGAUGGCGACAGCACUUUUGAGAAACUUUUUCAUCAUGAAAGUGUCGCCGCUGCCUCGUCGCCUCAUCCAAUUGGUUGUAAAAAGCGGAAGACGGUUGGAAUUCAAACAGACCAACGUGUUUCUCAACCAUAUACAAAUCAAGAGCAACAAACGGACAACAGUUUGGACAAUGAUAUACGAAAAAUUUUACAACAAACUAUGAGUGAUUUUCAGAAGGAAAGCUCGGUUAAAACCAAAUCAAAAAAGCAAAAAUCAAAACAAACAAAAUUAUUCGAGUUGACUGAGUUGAAGGAAGUUGUACGAAUGACAAUAAGGGAGGAGCUUCGGAAGGCAUUUCCUAGGCGACGAACUCAUCAGACUCCGACUGCAAAACCUCGUCGUAUAAUAGUAAAAAAAGUUGUCACAAUAAAACCAAAACCAAUGGUAGAUGUUAGUGUACAGGUAAUGCCUCGUACGAACGAUAUUGGACUAAACACUCCCAAAAGGUUUCCUUCCACGGUGAAAGCUGAUCAAAAACGGACAACUUUGCCUGUAAAAGCGACGAUUAAUGAAAAGAAAACAAAAGAAACAUCAGUUAGAAAAACAAAAAGUAAACCCCGGAAAGCAUCCAACGAACGAGCAGUCACGGGUUGCCAGACUGCCAAGGUCGUCGAAAGCAACAAACAAAUAUUAACCACCAACCGGAAGAACCAGACUGCAGGUUCGAGUGGUGUGCGCAAAAAUCAGCGAACCUUGUCACAGUGUUUGAAAAAUUGUCAGCCGACAAAUGAAGAGCAACCUAUCGAACUAUUGGAAAUACCGGAGACCCCUAGUCAGCCUGAUGAUCGUAGGGAAACGUCCAAUUCUAAUACAUUGAUUGAUGAAAACCAACGAAAACACGAAAAACGGAGGAGCUCACUGUUUUUCCCAUUACAGAAUGUUUCAGAUCUUACACAUUCAAGAAGAUGUUUUCGGAUUCCGUCAUUACAUGUUAGCAUAGCUGCUUCGAACAAGUCGCAGGAUUCUCCUUUGUCAAUAUCGUACCACAUUGCCGAAACGGACGCUCUCGCUAACCAAGAUGUUGAGCAGCUGAAUGUACUAUAUAAUUUAAUGGACGAAAUGCGUUUAAGCUCUCAGUACGAUACUUACUCGCAGCACAUCGUACCAGAGAGCGAACAUGUUUCGGGAGGAAAAUAUCGCCGUCGCCGAUCAUUAAAAGCUCGUCGUAACUCGCUGCAUCCUUACUUAAAUGAUCUCGGUUCAAUAAUUGACCAACAACGUUGCCAACCUUUUCAAUCUAGUGACAGUGGUAUUGAAGAUGAAUAUUUUUGUCCAGAACCUAUUCCUAUUGGGCCUAUCAAUGAUCCAGAACUUAAUCCUAAUGAUAUUCUAGAAAAUAUCGGGAAAAAUUUUAUUAUUAAUUACCUUAAUCGUAAAUUACCAAAUAUUUACGAACAUGUACGCCCACUUGAUUCUGAUGAUCUAGAUUAUUAUUUGAUUAACGGACAGUACGAUCAAAUAACUUUAAAAUCAACAACUAACGUUGAUUCAGGAAUGAAAAAUAAGAGUAAACAACAUCGAGCUCCAUUUUGUAGCAGUGUAAAGAGCUCGCAAGAACUGUACAAGUUCUCACCAGGGAUUUCGUCUAUCUCUUCUCAUGACGAGGAUGAUGACAUCCUAACAGACUAAAUAACAUUUAUCUAAUCUGUGAAAAAAAG